AAAUUUUGACCAAGUCACAACAAAAUCAGCAAGAAGUCUCUGAAUAUGAGCUGCGCUUCUUAACAUAUCACACAUUGUUCUAAAUAUGUGCCAACAUUGUCUGAAUUACAGUUUCAUAUGAAUUAUCUCAAAAUAUUUUUGGUCAAAAAUCCAAGCGUUCUGAUCCAUCAAAUAUUCCAUAUCUUUAGGGGCAAUAAUGUUGGAUGUUUUUCUAAGUAUUCAAUAUUCACAACAUUGAAAAAUCUCAUUCAGAAAAACCUAUUGUUUCAAAACCAUAAUCAGUUAACCAAUCAAUUUGUACCAUUAUAAGUGAUAGAGACCUGACUCUGUCUGACAUGUCCAUUUUAUUAUAAUAAUUUAAAUAAUUAACAUUUAUAAAAUGUCUGUGCCCUUCAGACUGUUUUAUAGUCAUUAAUUACUGGAACUUCUCAACAUUCAUUUGAGACUGUUCAACAUUAUUAUUUUCGUCUGCUCAAUAGGGAAAUGAAGCACAACCAGACGGGAUAAUUUCCCACGGGCAUCAAGGCACGAGAAUGAAGAGUCUGCUCACCCAUGACAGCUAAUCUGCUAUCCAGAGAACCAUAAUUAUUGGUUUUCUAGGUAGUGAUGAAAACACCCCUCUCCUUCAUAUAUUUUGCUCUCCACUUAUCAAUAUGAAACUCGCUUCUCAAAGUAAUUCAUGAUGUCUUAAACACAUAGAGUUAAACUAAAAGGCAGUAAACAAUAUUUUUGAGGUAGGGACAUGAACACCUUGGAGACUCAGAAGUUCUUUAAAUGGACAUUCUGCUCCUCCACUAAACCAAGAAAUCUCAAUACAAAUGAUUUUCUGUCAAUGUCGCGUAUUCAUUAAUUUUAGUUAAAUUGAUGAGCAAAGUACUACAGAACUUCUAUUUCAGUUUUCAAUUUUAAAAAUCCACUGAAGAACUCCCACCACAAAAGGAUCGCUAUAUAUUGAGAGUAUGUGAUUUUAAUAAGAAAGAAAACACUCAAUAAAGCAUGAAUAAUAGAGAUAGUCCAUAAGCAUUUCCAGGACAAAAGCAGUAGACAUUUCUCAUUUGAAUUAUUAAUCCUUUGUUAUAUACGGGGGAAACAAGUAGAAUCUAUUCCAGAGGUUAAAAAGAUGUACAUUUACUCAUAUUUAAUCUUGAGCUUGGACACUAUGAUUUAGUAUUGCUCCACCUGGCACCCUUUUCAUAUACAAAGAUAUCCUUGGGCAGCUUUCCACCUGCAGACUGGACACUAUUAACAAUCACCCAAUUAUGAAAAACAACAAUUAGGGUACGAGUAACAUUUUAUGACUGAUUGGCAGAGUUAAGACUGAAAUGACCUACUGAAUCCUAUAAAAGGCCAAUGGAGCUGACUUCUACGGGGCGGUGUGCUUUGGCUUUGCUCCUUUCUGAGAAAGGGUCACUCAGCUCUAGUGUCGCCAUGUCUUUCCGACUUUCUAGCGGAUCCAGGCGGAUCUGCUCGCAAGCUGGCUCUGGUCGUCUGUCUGGUGGAGGAACAGGCUUCGGGGCUGGCAAUACACGCGGUGGGUUGGGAGCCGGAGGCAGCUUUCCUGGUGCUCUUGGCAGUGCUUCUUCUGUAGGAGCUUUCAGUAGUAGUGGUGGAGGGUUGGGAAGCGGCGUCUGUGCUGGUUUUCUUGGAAAUGAACAUGGCCUCCUCUCUGGAAAUGGAAAGGUGACCAUGCAGAACCUCAAUGGCCGCCUGGCAUCCUACCUGGACCACGUGCGAGCUCUGGAGGAAGUAAACGCAGACCUGGAGCAGAAAAUCAACGGCUGGCAUGAGGAAUACGGGCCUGGCUCUCGCCGGGAACUCGCUCACGACCACAGUAGAUACUUGUCAGUCGUUGAAGAUCUUAAAAGGCAGAUUAUUUCUGUGACCGCCUGUAACGCCAGCGUUGUUCUACAAAAUGACAAUGCCAGACUGACCGCUGAUGACUUCAGGCUGAAGUAUGAAAAUGAGCUUGCUCUGCACCAGAGCGUUGAGGCCGACAUCAACAGUCUUCACAGAGUUAUGGAUGAGCUGACCCUUUGUACAACCGACCUGGAGAUACAGUGUGAGGCACUCAGUGACGAACUUACGAACCUCAAAAAAAGUCACGAGGAGGAAAUGAAAGUCCUGCAGUGUGCAGCUGGGGGGAGCGUGAAUGUGGAGAUGAAUGCAGCCCCAGGAGUGGACCUCACCGUUCUGUUGAACCACAUGAGGGCCGGGUACGAGGACUUGGCUGAGCAGAACCGCAGGGACGCUGAGGCCUGGUUUAAUGAGAAGAGCACUUCGCUGCAACAGCAGAUUUAUGACGAUGCAGGAGCAGCCACGGCAGCCAGAAAUGAGCUGACAGAACUGAAACGCAGUCUGCAAACCCUGGAAAUAGAACUUCAGUCCCUCAUGGCCAAGAAACAUUCCUAUGAAGGCUCCUUGGCCGAGACCGAGGGGAAUUGCUGCCUUCAGCUCCAGCAAAUCCAGGAUCAGAUUGGCAUGAUGGAGGAACAGCUACAACAGAUUCGAACAGAGACAGAAGGCCAGAAGCUGGAGUACGAACAGCUUCUAGACAUCAAAAUAUUUUUAGAAAAAGAAAUUGAAACUUAUUGCAAAUUGAUAGAUGGAGAAGAAAGAAAAAGUAAAUCUACAUGUUACAAAACGAAAGGACGUGGGCCCAUAAAUUCUGAAAAUCAAAUCAAAGACUCAAAAGAAGAGACUGUUGUCAAAACAGUGGUUGAGGAACUAGAUCAACUCAGCAAGGUCCUUUCACUGAGGGUCCACUCAUUUGAAGAAAAAUCCUCUAAAAUAAGCAACAUUACAGUGGAGCAGCGAGUACCUUCUAAAGCCCCAAAAUGAGAAAGAAAGGUUUUUUUUUAAAAGCCUGCCUUUGCAAAAUCCCCUUGGCCAGAAAACCCAAGGAAAUCAUUCAUUUCUAUUCUUAAAGGGUUAGAAUUCGUUUUCCUUCCCUUCUUGUUCUCAAGGUCUUUGCAUGUAAUCCUUCUCAGGAGUAGAAAAAAUCUUGCUCUGUCCCUAGUUUUUAUUUUAGGGCCUUUUUUUUGCCAUUUCAUUAAAAAUUUUUCUAUUGCAAGCUAUUUUUGAUAA
Molecule: messenger RNA, 3084 nt
Organism: Equus quagga
Lineage: Eukaryota; Metazoa; Chordata; Mammalia; Perissodactyla; Equidae
Gene: KRT26
Product: keratin 26
Exons: 8
Coding region: 1351-2838 (495 amino acids)
Molecular function (GO): structural molecule activity
Source: RefSeq, a predicted model, not a curated record